Molecule: messenger RNA, 2412 nt
Organism: Exophiala bonariae
Lineage: Eukaryota; Fungi; Ascomycota; Eurotiomycetes; Chaetothyriales; Herpotrichiellaceae
Exons: 4
Coding region: 1-2412 (803 amino acids)
Biological process (GO): translation; translational elongation
Molecular function (GO): GTP binding; GTPase activity; translation elongation factor activity
Source: RefSeq, a predicted model, not a curated record
AUGAGUAACCGCCGGGUGAAGGCCAUGGCCUUGGAGGACGAUGACUACGAUGACUAUGACGACUAUAGCGCGGAAGAUGAUUCAAAUACUGCUGCAGAAGAAAUCUCUGCAGAAGACAAACAGAAAUUGCAGCAGUAUACUCCCAAAGUCCGUCAAGCUCUCGGACCAAACUUCCCUGCAACCGAUUCCGAUAUACAGGAUGCCCUUUGGUAUUAUUUCUAUGACAUCAGCAAAUCAGUUUCGUGGCUGAAAAAUAAACAGCCUCCCGUCACUUCUGAGGCUACACAAAAAUCAAAAGCAAGCAAGAGUAAGUCCCAUUCUUCCGUCAUCAUGCUCCUUGUUCUUCCAUUCCAAUCUUGUCUGCAUCAUUGUGGUCAUGGUGACUUGAGGAAUGGCCCUUUCGAAUAUGCUUCUGAUGAGCAUGAAGAGGUAGCAGAGUCUGUUAUCUGCUCCAGCCCUUUCUCGGCGGCGGAAUUCUUCAAAGAUUCACCUUGGUUGAAAAUCCCUCAACAUCGAAAGGCUGAGAUCACCAUGCAACCUUUGUAUCCUCGAGGUGGACUUCUUGGAGGAACUUCAAAGGCCAGCAAACCCUCUAAACUGGCGGCAUUGGCAGCCAAAAGAAAACAGCAGGUCAAUGAACAGCCGGGAUCGAUUGCUACAAACACGGUUACUCGUCCGGAUGAUUAUACAGCACAUCUAAACAAAUUACGCAUAAGCAAAUCUCCCCAAGCAGCAAUUCAACUAGAGAAUCAAGAAGACCAGAAACAGCCGUCAGACGUGGACAUGCUCAGAUACGAAGAGUCCAAGUCCUCUGAGACAGACAAAGUCCGAAAUGACCACUCGUCAGUGGUAGACCGUGACAUCAGAGGCCAGCCUUCGUUAUUCGCAAGCAUCAUGACCAGCCAAACAGCCGAUAAGGACUCGCGGUCUUCGUCUGAGUUUGUGUCCAAUGCGUUGCUUUCUAGAUCCUUUGAUUUCACAGAACCGAGUCCAGAUGAUAUUGUUACAAGGGCUCAGAAUGUGAAAGCCCCUGCCCCCACGAAAACUAAACCUAAAGAGAGCACCAAAACAAGUUCUUCCAUCGCCAAAGGUGUACAGAACUUGUCAAUACAAGAGCCUCCUAAAGUCAAAAGCAAAAAUCUUGAUGUUGUCGCAGAGUUUCAGAAGGUCAAGCGGAAAAAGGCUGCGAAUUUUGUGGUCAUCGGGCAUGUCGACGCAGGGAAGAGUACACUUAUGGGGAGGCUGUUAUUUGACCUGAAAGCUGUCGACCAGCGAACAAUGCAGAAGUAUCAACAAGAGGCCGACCGAAUUGGCAAAGGUUCGUUCGCGUUUGCGUGGGUUCUAGACCAGGGAACCGAAGAACGAGCUCGAGGUGUGACUAUUGACAUUGCAACCAAUAAUUUCGAGACUGAGAAAACCAGCUUUACGAUACUGGAUGCUCCUGGCCAUAGGGAUUUUGUGCCCAAUAUGAUUGCUGGAGCGAGUCAAGCAGAUUUUGCAGUUUUGGUCAUAGAUGCAUCCCCUAGCAAUUUCGAGUCGGGCCUCAGAGGACAGACCAAAGAACACGCUCUUCUGGCUCGAUCUAUUGGAGUGCAGAGGAUUAUCGUAGCAGUCAACAAAAUGGACUCCGCAGAUUGGUCCGAAGAAAGAUUCCGAGAAAUCCAACAGCAACUGGCAGCAUUUCUCAACACUGCUGGGUUUCAGGCAAAGAACGUCACAUUUGUCCCUUGCUCAGGACUAGCGGGUGGGAACAUUUUGAGCAAACCCUCAGAUCCUAGAGCGUCUUGGUAUACUGGACCAUCUCUGGUGGAGGAAUUGGACACAUCGGAGCCGUCAACAUAUGCUCUCGAUAAGUCUCUUCGAAUGACAAUCAGCGACGUCUUUCGAGGUGGUGUGCAAAACCCCUUGUCUGUUUCAGGUCGUCUCGAGGCUGGCAAUGUUCAGAUUGGAGAGCAAGUCGUCAUCAUGCCUAGUGGCGAGAAAGCCCAGAUUCGGAGCCUGGAGGUUGAUGAGGAGCCAAGAGACUGGGCCGUGGCAGGACAAAACGUGGUUCUUAAUUUGACGGAUGUCGAUCCCAUUCACCUCAAGACUGGAGACGUCCUCUGCAGCCCCAAUUCUCCGAUAAAGAACAUCAGUGACUUCAAGGCUAAAAUCCUUGCAUUCGACCAUCUGACACCAAUGAAUCUGGAUGUUCAUAAAGGCCGACUUCAUAUUCCCGGGAAGAUUACUCAACUCAUCGCGACGCUGGACAAGUCAACAGGCGCUGUACUCAAGAAGAAGCCUAAGAUUGUCCAACCCGGAAGUGUUGUCAGGGUUGUGGUGCAGCUGGACCAGGCUGUACCUCUGGAGGCCCCUGCACGAAUUGUCCUCAGAGCCAAUGGGGAGACGGUUGCGGCUGGCUUAAUCGAGUAA